Messenger RNA from Callorhinchus milii (elephant shark), 3648 nucleotides. RefSeq names its product polypeptide N-acetylgalactosaminyltransferase 6. Lineage: Eukaryota; Metazoa; Chordata; Chondrichthyes; Chimaeriformes; Callorhinchidae. The record is from RefSeq and is a predicted model, not a curated record. Gene Ontology annotation, cellular component: Golgi apparatus. The coding region runs from base 243 to 2111 and encodes 622 amino acids. The transcript is spliced from 12 exons.
UGCUCCUUUACCUACGCUAUUGACGUGUUUAUUAUGAAUUAGUGGCAUUUGGCUUAUUCUUGGGGAGGAGCCAGGCGGGAAAGUGAUGUUGGCGUGGCAUCUCUCUGGCACAAACACUGGCAUGUCUCAGAGCUAGCUCACCAGCUCUCUGUGAAGCGGGCAAGGGCUGUGUUCGGGAAGCCCUGGAUGGAGCCGAGUGGCUAGUCACUGGAUUUUAGGGAAACCUUGUCUUGUCUGGGGCCAUGAGGAUCUUCUUCAGGCGACGUUUUGGCCCGGCCAAACUGGCCAUGGUGGCCGUGAUCUUUGUGGUCUUCUUGUUCAUCCUGCAAAGGGACGCGGGUAACCGGGGGCCCAGCGAGAGCCCGUGGCUCAGGGACAUCGCGGACGGCAAAGACCGGAUGUUGGGGAUGAUGUUUGGGGCUGUGAACAACAUCCGGGACUCUAUGCCCAAGUUCCAGAUCAAAGCUCCUCACCGCCCAGCGGAAGCCGUCUCUCCCCCCAGCUCCUGUCUCCCCGGUCACUACACCUCCUCCGAGCUCAAGCCCUUCCUCGUUCGCCCCCCGCAGGAUCCCAACUCACCGGGGGCUGACGGCAAAGGCUUCCGCUCGCACGCCCUCUCCCCGGAGGAAGAGAAGGAGAAGGAGCGCGGGAUGGAGAAACACUGCUUCAAUGCCUUCGCCAGCGAUCGCAUCUCCUUACACAGAGGUCUCGGACCAGACACAAGGCACCCAGAGUGUAUUGAGCAGAGGUUUAAGCGCUGCCCCUCGCUGCCCACAACCAGUGUCAUCAUCGUCUUCCACAACGAAGCCUGGAGCACCUUACUCCGCACCGUGUACAGCGUCCUCUACACCUCCCCCGCCAUCGUACUCAAGGAGAUCAUCAUGGUGGACGACGCCAGCACGGACGACUACCUGAAAGAGCAGUUGGAUGAAUAUGUGAAGCAAUUCCGCAUUGUGAAGGUGGUGCGGCAGGUGGAGAGGAAGGGGUUAAUCACCGCCAGACUCCUGGGCGCCAGCGUAGCUACGGGAGACGUGCUGACCUUCCUGGACGCUCACUGCGAGUGUUUUAAUGGCUGGCUGGAGCCUUUGCUGGGCAGAAUAGCGGAGAAUUAUACAGCUGUGGUCAGCCCGGACAUCACAGCCAUCGACCUCAACAGCUUCGAGGUGUCCAAACCCGUCCAGUAUGGCCGUCACCACAACCGAGGGAACAUGGACUGGAGUUUGUCGUUCGGUUGGGAAGCCAUUCCUGACCACGAGGUCAAGAGAAGAAAGGACGAGACCUACCCCAUCAAGACUCCGGCUUUUGCAGGGGGACUGUUCUCAAUCUCCAAAUCUUACUUUGAAUUGAUCGGGACGUACGAUGACCAGAUGGAAAUAUGGGGAGGAGAAAACGUGGAGAUGUCAUUCAGGGUCUGGCAAUGCGGGGGACAACUGGAGAUCAUCCCCUGCUCCGUGGUGGGGCACGUGUUCCGCAUCAAGAGCCCCCACAGCUUCCCGAAAGGCGUCCAGGUAAUCGCCCGCAACCAGGUGCGCCUGGCGGAGGUCUGGAUGGACGAGUACAAGGAGCUGUUCUACAAGAGGAAUCACCAGGCGGCCCAGAUCGCCAAAGAGAAAAGCUAUGGUGAUUUAACGUCCCGGUUCCAGCUGAAGGAGAGGUUACAGUGUAAGAACUUCACCUGGUUUCUGCAGAAUGUCUAUCCCGAACUCUUUGUCCCAGAAUUCCAUCCCAUAAAAGCCGGUGCGAUUAAAAACAAGGGAACGGGAAGCUGCCUGGAUGUGGGAGAGCAGAAUCACGGAGGGAAACCUCUGAUCUUGUAUCCGUGCCAUGGGAUGGGAGGCAAUCAGUACUUCGAGUACACGCACCAGACAGAAAUCCGACACAACCUUGCGAAACAGCUGUGUCUCCGAGCAGUGUAUGGGCCAGUCAGGCUGGAGGAAUGCAAGUACAAUAAGAAGGGGAUAGAUGUGGUGAUGGAGGAAAAAUGGGAACUGGGAAAGGAUAAUCUGAUCAGGAACGAUGGCAUCAACAUGUGCUUGUCGGCAUCAGACAAAAACCCAGCGAUGGUGCCCUGCAACCCUGAUGACCUCAGCCAGCAGUGGUCCUUUAUCUGAUCUUCACCAUUGAGGAAAGGCCUGCAGAGGAGCAAGUCAGCAAACAGUGACACAGGGAGGUACUGGGACAUCGUUAAUAAACCUCCUCCAGCGACUGUGAAGCUGGAAUCUGCUGAUGUCACCAAACGAACAAUCAUUAAUUGAUGGACUUUCUUCAGGGAGGCCUGGAUUUUAUGAACCGGACCCCCAUUUUUUGUAUUCGUUUUUUUUUCCCCCUUCCCCGAGUGUUGGGAAAUCCAUUCCAUCAGUUGACCCACACUUUGGAGCAGCCAAACCUCUGGCUCGGACUGCACUGUGACUGUUUCCUGACGUUGACUGUUUUUGAAAUCAGAAGCGAGACCAAAGAGAUGGAUUGCUUCCCGUGUAUGUGUGUGUGUGUGUGUGAGAAAGUGCCUGAGACUGUGUGUGUGUGUGUGUGUGUGUGUGUGAAACUGUGUGUGUGUGUGUGAUAGUGUGUGUGACUGUGUGUGUGUCUGACUGUGUGUGGGUGCUCCAAGCACAAAAUACCUUUCAGGAGUCUCCUUGGCUUUCUGAGGGAUCAGGAAUACUGUUGAGGUUAAUUGUAUCUUGAUCCCAAAUCCCUCUAGUGGUAGACUAACUGUCUUACUCUGUGCCUUUGCCCCAUGUGGGGACAGGUUUUGCUGCUGGGUGUUGAGUAUGAGAUGAAUGAUCGAGUGAAAUGGGAGAUGGAAAGAAGCCGGGUUAACCCGAAAUCCCCCUGCAGUGGCUCAGUAGAUAAAUAACGCCCUGGUGGGUGCACUGGCCUCAAACAGCCGAGGGGAUUACAGGUUCAAAUCCCCGGGCUGUCCUGCAUUAGUUCAUCUCAACCGUUUAGUCACUGCAAUUGGGUCUCGGUACCAUUGGGUUAGCGAGGGGCUAAUCCAGCCAGGGUCCCUGCUCCUGGACUCUCUUCCUGUAAGAGUCCCGUAGUGUAAUGGUAAGAGCGCUCACCUCGCAAGCGAGAGGACCUGGGUUUCUUUCCCGGGCAGAACAGGGGAAAACCUCAGGCAACUUUCCUUACUCCACACGCGCACACCCACACGCCUCUGUUUACAUGCUGUAAGUAGGAACCCGGUCAUCAGUCAAUUGACGGAUCACUUUCUGGGGGUAAUAAUCCCUUCUAAUAAUAAUAAUUUAGUCACUCAAUCCACGACUGUUGGUAGGAACCUGCUGUGCAAUUGACUGCCACGUUUUAUUCAUCACUCACACGUGAUAAGGCACGUGAUAUCAGAUGCAAGGAAUAUUACAGGAGCUUUAUGUGGUUGACCAGGAUUUGAACUGACCACCUCUGCUGCCAGGUAUGGGGUUCCCCUCGCCUGUUCUGUUCUGUGAGAGGAAGGGAGGUGAGGUUGGAAGUGAAGGCUUGGUCUAUACCAAAUGAAUAUGAAUUGCUGAAGGCACACUGUGAAAAUCACAGCAACGACCAAAAUAUCAUUUAUAGAAAAGUUUGUCAAAAAUCUAAAGGCACGGCAUUGAUUUGUCCACUAAAUACACAGCCAUUACACUUUACAGAAUCUCCUGUGAAGCGCUUUGAGAU